AUGGUCACGGGAAAUGGAGCUCUUCGAUGCCCUCCUCAGGGUCCGAUGGGCGGCCAUGAGCUCUCCAGUCGUCGCAGAAUCCCUAAUCCUCCCCGCCUCGACCCUCUGAGAGCCCAUCCUAUCUACCCUCGACCUUCAACUGCAGACGGUCUUCGUCCCGCGCAAUCCUAUCACUAUCCCUCCGUUCCAGCUUCUCCGCAAUCCCCUCGGUCUCCGCGAAGAUACCCUCCACACCCUCUUCCUCCUCGAGUCGAUUCGGCCUCCCGCGCUGUUUCCCCCGUUCCUCGGUACCGGGCUGAUGAAGGCCCAUACAGACCAACCUACCAUAGACCGCCGCCACAUGCAAGAUCCGUUACUCCGCACGAUCGGCGAAGGCCGCCAGAGGCAGAUUAUGACCGAGUGACCCGUCAGACGACACCAUCGAAACAGGCAGACGUGCCACUAUCCAUAACUACAACCAGGCUAGAUAAAAAGCGGUCUAGGCCCCGAUUAGCACAACCCCCUGGCUCUCACGGACUUGCUUUACCGCGCAGCCCUUACAGCAGUGAUCCACACGGCGGAGAUGCACUCCGGUCUAGCGUGAACUCUGCCAAGACAUCGCGCUCCAGUAUUGAGCAUGCCAGCGGAACAGAGAGAAGUAGCGUUCUUACUAAAAGCAGCUCUAUUACCGAUCUAUCUCCGGAUACUCCGGAUGGAUUGUACGAAAAGGAUGAGGGCAUGAGUGUGGAAGACGCCAUCUCCAUGUAUCUGGAUGGAUUUAGUGACGUGACGGAAGAGCCGGCGUCGCCAGAUUUAGUCAAUGACAACAAACUAAAGCCCUUGAACCCCUUACCACCAGCGGACCUUAUCUUGGACGAUGACAAUCUGUCGACUUCCUCACACAACCUCGACCCUAUACCUGAUUAUCCACCGCCACCAACAAUCUCGCAAUUGGGCACCCCGGAUGAUGUCUACUCCCGCAGGCACUACUUUGAACUGCAUCCAGACGAGCAAGAUCCUGAAGAGCACUCAGAUGGGAACCCGCUAGACCCUCCAAAUGGACCCCUAGCGACCCUUUUGGAACAAGCAUCAGCAGCGGAAUCUUCGCGCCUGAACCCGCAUGGCCAGAACUCGCUGGACCGACGAUUUUUAGGAGAUGCGUCUUCGGAUAACGCAGAAGAGGAGGAGUCUGAGGCUCCAGAUGAAUCCGCUAAAAAGUCUCUUGAGCCAACACCAACUGAAACUCCCCCUACCCCUCGGCUGGCCGAAACUAAAGUUAUGCUUCCUGGUGUUGUGCCCCCGCCGCUGGCCAUUGCUACCGAUAGGAGAGACUGUUAUGGCUUCCGAAAGACAACUCCGUACGUCACGUUAGAACAGUACGAGGCAUGGAGUGCUUCAUACGCCGACUUUGCGGCGAAUCGAAGAGUGAAAUGGGCCGAGUUGCUCCGUGAGCACGGAAUAUCCGCAAACCAUCCGACAACGUUCCCUCCGAAAUCACCCAAGAUCAAGCGUUUCGUACGAAAAGGAAUACCCCCUGAGCUUCGAGGCGCGGCGUGGUUUUGGUAUGCUGGUGGUUACGAACAUCUCAAUCGGAACCCCGGUCUGUAUGACCAGCUCGUCCGCCAAGCCAUGGAAUCACCAAGCAACGAUGAUAAGGAGCACAUCGAACGGGAUCUGCAUCGGACGUUCCCAGACAAUGUCCACUUCAAGCCGGAGCAAACAGGGCAACCUAACUUUGACGAUGGCGCAGCGUCCGUGGUAGUCGAGACUGAGAUGAUCCGAUCCUUGCGGAGGGUUCUUUAUGCGUUUGCCAUCCAUAACCCCCAGAUUGGAUAUACACAAUCACUUAAUUUCAUCACUGGACUUUUUCUGCUCUUUCUGUCAGAGGAAAAGGCAUUUUGGAUGCUGCAUAUCGUUACAUCUGUCUACCUCCCGAGCACCCACGAAAUCAGCCUUGAGGGUGCAAAUGUCGAUCUUUGGAUCCUUAUGGUCCUUCUGAAAGAGUCGUUACCGAACGUGUACAACAAGAUCGCAGAUACAGGGACAAAAAGGAGCGCUCCGCUCUCUGUAAACUCAAGGCUGCCCGACAUUACUCUCGGCAUAACCAAUUGGCUCAUGUCCGUCUUUAUCGGCACUUUACCACUCGAAACAACGUUGCGAGUCUGGGACGUGUUCUUCUACGAAGGCUCCAAAACCUUCUUUCGCGUCUCCAUGGCGAUCUUCAAAGCCUGCGAGAGGGAAAUCAUGGCUGUUUCGGACCCCAUGGAGGUUUUCCAGGUCGUGCAGACCGUGCCCAAGAGACUUUUAGACGCCAAUGCCCUUCUGGACGGGAGCUUCACCCGAAAAAACCGUGUUGGACAGGGUCGCAUCGAAGAACUAAGAGCAGCGCGACGCGCAGCCGUCCGACAGGAUAAAUUGCGGCGGUCGCAAGCUCUGACAAAGGGCACGCUCCAUGCAGCGACGGACGAAUGGCCGACGCGAUCUCGGACCCCGAUCCCAGGCAUUGACCGCACCUUUGCUGAUUCCUGGCGCCAGAUGAGGCACCAUGCAUUCCGGUGA
Molecule: messenger RNA, 2538 nt
Organism: Aspergillus nidulans FGSC A4
Lineage: Eukaryota; Fungi; Ascomycota; Eurotiomycetes; Eurotiales; Aspergillaceae
Product: putative GTPase activating protein (Gyp3)
Exons: 1
Coding region: 1-2538 (845 amino acids)
Cellular component (GO): cytoplasm
Source: RefSeq, a predicted model, not a curated record